Loxodonta africana (African savanna elephant) is the source of this 1363-nucleotide messenger RNA. Its product is annotated as olfactory receptor 5G3-like. The record is from RefSeq and is a predicted model, not a curated record. Gene Ontology annotation, molecular function: odorant binding; G protein-coupled receptor activity; olfactory receptor activity. Gene Ontology annotation, cellular component: membrane. Lineage: Eukaryota; Metazoa; Chordata; Mammalia; Proboscidea; Elephantidae. Gene Ontology annotation, biological process: sensory perception of smell; G protein-coupled receptor signaling pathway.
AUCAGUUUUUUCACUUACGCUGUAAGUGUAUUUCUAAGUGGGUUUUAUUAUCCUAUCAUACAUUAAGAUGAAACGUGGAGAAUAAUUCCCAUUUCAAAUACAAUUUUAGAACUUGAGGGAGUUUUAGAUCAUAUAGUUGGACUUUACUUUUGAUGGGAUGGUGUAUAGAAUUCAAAGAGAUCAAGUGUGAAUUGCUCAGUUUUACACAGGAUUUUGGCACAACUACCCAUCUCUAAUAUCCAGGAAUAUUGUGUCCCAGUUCAAUAAUAUUUUGAUGUGUGUCUUUUUUGGACCUGUUUAAAACAACCUGUCAUUGGCUUAGUGUAACUGUUUGUAACUCUUAAUGACUGUUAUUUUACAAUAAAAAUUCCUUUUAUUUGUUAUAACAGCUUGCAACCAACUAAUGGAAGAUAAGAAUCAGACAAUAGUGCUGGAUUUCUUGGGCUUCACAGAUCAUCUCCGUCAGCAGAUUGUUCUCUUCAUCACGUUUCUCUUUGUUUAUUUGGUCACACUAUGGGGUAACAUGGGAAUGAUCACACUGAUAUGGACCGAUUCCAAACUCCACAGUCCUGUGUACUUUUUUCUCAGCCACUUGUCCUUUGUUGAUAUUUGUUCCUCUUCUUCCAUUGCUCCGAAAAUGCUGUGUAACAUCUUUGUGGAGAGAAAAGGCAUCUCUUGCCUGGGUUGUGCUACACAAAUGUGGUUCUUUGGUCUCUUUGUAGCAACUGAGUGUUUCCUCUUGGCUUCCAUGGCAUAUGAUAGGUAUGUGGCCAUCUGUAAGCCCUUGUUAUACACACUCAUUAUGUCCCAGCGGGUCUGUGUGCAGCUAGUGGUAGGGCCUUACGCUGUGGCUGUUGUAAGCACCGUGACCCAUACAACACUGACUUUUUGCUUACCCUUCUGUGGUCCAAAUAUCAUUAAUCACUUUUUCUGUGAUAUUUCACCACUGCUCUCCCUGGCAUGUGCAGAUACCUGGAUCAAUAAGUUGGUGCUUUUCAUCUUGGCUGGAUCUAUAGGAGUACUCAGUGGUCUGAUCAUCAUGAUCUCCUAUGUUUGUAUCCUGGUGGCCAUCUUGAAGAUCCAGUCUGCUGAUGGAGGGAAAGCCUUCUCCACGUGUUCUUCUCAUCUGGCAGCUGUCUUUAUCCUAUAUGGGACACUUUUCUUUAUUUAUGUUCGGCCUAGCUCAAUUUCCUCCCUCAAUAUCAAUAAAGUGAUUUCCUUAUUUUAUACUGUGGUAAUCCCCAUGUUGAACCCCCUCGUCUACAGCCUGAGAAACAAGGAGGUGAAAGAUGCAUUCCAGAGAAAACUUGAAAGAAAAAACUUUCUAAUAGGUAGGUAAAAUAGCAUUUUUGUUUGUGUUGUU